UCUCCAACCCGUUCACUCUCUAAGCCCCGGUUCGCCGAUUACAUUCUUUUUCUUUUUGCAUUCUUGCAUUCAGUCACUCGUUAGGGUCACUCUUUAUCCCACACAUACACACACACAACAGCCAACAUGCGUUUCUCUCUUGCUGUCGCUGCCCUCGCGGCCGGUGCUGCCGCCGCCGUCGCUCCUCAGGAGGAGGAACAGACCGUUACCGUCACCGAGUACACCACCUACUGUCCUUCUGCGACCAUGAGCCAGCUUCCUCAGUACACCACCUCUGCUGGCCACUCCUACAGCAUCAGCCGUCCUCUGAUCACCUCUACCGUCACUCACUGCGAGAAAGCAGCUCUACCCCCGUCCCCUCCUCCACCAUUCCCGUUCAGGUCCCCGUCAACACCCCCGAGGUCAAGCCCAGCCCUAGCCCUGAGUCCUCCCUCCGCUGAGGCUAUCGGCCAGGGUAGCGGUUCGUCGUCGGCUUCGGGCUCGGCCACCACGCCCUCGUCGCCUAUCUUCACCGGCGGUGCUUCGCGCGCUGCGGCCGGUGCUGGGCUGGGACUGUCGACUGUGUUCGGACUUGUUGCUUUCUUGCUGUAAGCUAGCAACUGGGUUUUAAUUGAGUGACUUGACUCCAGUGACUGGGUGACUUGAGUGUGCAAGUGCUUUUGUACAUAUGGAGUGGUAGUGACUGACUGGGUUGAAUAUUCGUCUGGUUUCAUUUGGUUUUUUAUCUGAUUUCUUAAUUUUUUUUUUCUUUUCUUCUGAUCAUAUUGAUUCGUCUCUCCGUUAUAAUGGAUAUCUUGUCAAGGAUGUAUCCACGUGCUCAUAAUGGAGUUUACGCUUAAUGAAUAUACCAUUUUGCUUUUGUUAGAUCUUUCUAUGAUUUUCUUUAAGAUCUGCACU
Molecule: messenger RNA, 897 nt
Organism: Aspergillus ruber CBS 135680
Lineage: Eukaryota; Fungi; Ascomycota; Eurotiomycetes; Eurotiales; Aspergillaceae
Product: putative GPI anchored protein
Exons: 3
Coding region: 127-591 (154 amino acids)
Source: RefSeq, a predicted model, not a curated record